Fusarium oxysporum Fo47 is the source of this 1170-nucleotide messenger RNA. RefSeq names its product sterigmatocystin biosynthesis dehydrogenase stcV. The coding region runs from base 1 to 1170 and encodes 389 amino acids. Lineage: Eukaryota; Fungi; Ascomycota; Sordariomycetes; Hypocreales; Nectriaceae. The transcript has a single exon. The record is from RefSeq and is a predicted model, not a curated record.
AUGCCUGCCGAACAAACGCCUUCUCUUCUCUCUCGACACCGCCAACUCUCCCCAAAUGCCUCGCUAAGAGUUUCUCCUCUGUGCCUUGGUACGAUGAAUUUUGAAGAUGCCUACACAGCCCGGAUGGGGGAAUGCUCGAAGGAAACAGCCUUCAAGAUCCUAGAUCAUUUCGUCAGCUCAGGCGGCAACUUCAUCGAUACUGCCAAUGCCUAUCAAGCCGGUCAGACGGAAGAAUGGCUCGGAGAGUGGAUCACAACCCGACAGAACCGAGACGACUUGGUCAUCGCCACCAAGUAUUCGGCCCCGUAUAAACCCAUUGAUGGAACCAGCAGCAUCACGACGAACCGUGGCGGCAACGGCAUUAAGUCUAUGAGACUCUCCUUAGAAGCGUCCCUUCGAAAGCUUCAGACAUCCUACGUCGAUAUCCUCUACGUGCACUGGUGGGAUUAUGCAACCACCAUUCCUGAACUCAUGCAUGGGUUGAACGACCUUGUUACCUCUGGUAAAGUUCUAUACCUAGGCAUUUCUGACACACCCGCUUGGGUCGUCUCGAAAGCCAACCAGUACGCCCGAGUGGCUGGCCUCCGGCAAUUUGUGGUCUAUCAAGGCAUGUGGAAUGCGUCGAUGCGCGAUUUCGAAAGGGAUAUUAUCCCGAUGUGCCAGGAUGAAGGCAUGGGCCUUUGCCCGUACGGUGUCUUGAACCAGGGGAGAUUCCAGACAGAAGAAGGAUUCAAGGCUCGUGAGCAGAAUAACGGAGGCCGAAAACACACACCGCUCUCCGGCCACGACAGGGCAGUAUCCCGAGCCUUGGAACAGACUGCUUUGUCUCUCGAACCCCCAGAGGCCAUCACUGACGUUGCGCUAUCAUAUGUUAUGCAAAAAGCACAAUUUGUCUUUCCAAUUGUUGGCGGGAGGAAAUUGGAACAUAUAGAAAACAAUAUUCGGGGCCUGAGGGUGGCGCUUACAGAUGAUGACAUGGGCAAGAUUGAUACAGCAUCUCCAUUCAACCCGGGAUUUCCUCACACAUUUCUCAGUGGCACUCUGUUGGAUGGGGCCGAUGCUCCUCAAAGCGGAGCAUACGCGCCUGGUGAUGUGUGGUUGCUGAAGAGUCUUGGGACGAUGGAUUUCCAUGCUGGACUAACACCUCUCAAGCCGCCAUCGGUACCAUAA